This is a messenger RNA of Syngnathus typhle (broad-nosed pipefish), 732 nucleotides long. It is a transcript of the gene lim2.3, whose product is annotated as lens intrinsic membrane protein 2.3. Gene Ontology annotation, cellular component: plasma membrane. The transcript is spliced from 5 exons. The coding region runs from base 161 to 682 and encodes 173 amino acids. The record is from RefSeq and is a predicted model, not a curated record. Gene Ontology annotation, molecular function: structural constituent of eye lens. Lineage: Eukaryota; Metazoa; Chordata; Actinopteri; Syngnathiformes; Syngnathidae.
GCAUGGCGCCCCGUGAUUGGUCGCGCCCGCAUUGUUCGGUGUUUCCCUCCGGCAAACAAAACUUUCCCGACACUUGCAGCCACACUCGGCCUCGUCUGCGCGUGGAAUAAUCACAGCGGUACUCCAAUUUGCGUUGGGAAAGGAAAGCACCCAGGCCAGUAUGUACAGCUUCAUGGGAGGCGGUUUGUUCUGCGCCGGAGUGGGCAACAUCCUCCUGAUCGUUUCCACGGCAACCGACUAUUGGAUGCAAUACCGCCACUCCACCAAUUACAUGCACCAGGGUCUGUGGCGCUAUUGUGUGCCCGGCAAAUGCAUGACGCACACGGACAGUAUUGCAUACUGGGACGCCACACGGGCUUUCAUGAUCCUGUCCCUGCUGGCUUGCUUCAUCGGCAUUGUCAUCGGGGUCAUGGCCUUCAUCCACUACUCCUCCUUCGAUGGCUUCGACAAGACCUUCGCUGCCGGCAUCCUCUUCUUCAUCUCCUGUUUCUUUGUGCUGCUGGCCAUGGCGGUGUACACGGGCGUGACUGUCAACUAUUACGGCAAACGCUACGGGAGCUGGCGCUUCUCCUGGUCCUACAUCAUGGGCUGGGUAGCCGUGGUGCUCACCUUCUUCUCAGGUAUCUUCUACAUGUGCGCCUACCGCAUGCACGAAGGCCCACGGAACUCAAACUCGCGCUGACCUCACGGAGAUGCCCGUACCAAGUCCCGACAUCAUUUCCUCUUUCAAGC